Messenger RNA from Trichomonas vaginalis G3, 1983 nucleotides. RefSeq names its product glucosamine-6-phosphate deaminase-like protein BT0258-related family. Gene Ontology annotation, molecular function: glucosamine-6-phosphate deaminase activity. The record is from RefSeq and is a predicted model, not a curated record. NCBI's taxonomy places the organism in Eukaryota, Parabasalia, Trichomonadida, Trichomonadidae. The coding region runs from base 1 to 1983 and encodes 660 amino acids. Gene Ontology annotation, biological process: N-acetylglucosamine metabolic process; carbohydrate metabolic process. The transcript has a single exon.
AUGUUUGUCUUUUUAAGCUACCUUUGCUUCUCGCAGUCAGCUGAUAAGACAACAGCCUCUGGCGUUGCCGGAGAGCAUGUUAAUAAUGCAGCUGAAGGCUUUUAUGGCAAGAAUUUAGUCAACCCACUUGCCUACCAGAGACCAGGCACAUUUGAAAUUGCCCGUAAUGAAAAGAUCCACAAUGUUGUUUUCGAUAACCAAUUAGAAGGCUCAAAGGCCAUCGCUCGCGAAAUUGCAUCCAUCAUCCGCGAGAAAAACGCUCAGGGCAAGAAGGCUGUCUUAGGUCUUGCUACAGGAUCCUCCCCAAUCAAAGCUUACCAAGAAUUAGUUCGCAUGCACAAGGAAGAAGGCUUAUCCUUCAAGAAUGUCAUCACAUUCAACCUUGAUGAGUACUAUCCAAUGGAGAGAGAGAAUGAUCAGAGCUACUACUAUUUCAUGCACUAUCAUCUCUUCAACCACAUCGAUAUCGACGAGGCUAACGUCCAUAUCCCAGACGGCCGCGUUGACAGAGCCCAUGUUGAAGAAUUCUGCAAGCAAUAUGAUCAAAUGAUCCUUGAUGCUGGUGGCUUAGAUUUCCAGCUUCUUGGCAUCGGCAGAACUGGCCAUAUUGGCUUCAACGAGCCAAGAUCCAACAUCAACUCCGGCACAAGACUCCUUACACUCAACCAUCUCACAAGAUCUGAUGCAGCUCCAGCUUUCAAGGGCAUCAAGAACGUUCCAAAGCAGGCUGUCACAAUGGGUGUUCACUCUGUUCUCGGCGCCAAGCGUAUCAUCCUCAUGGCAUGGGGCUAUAACAAGGCAUCCGUCAUCAAGCGUGCUAUCGAAGGCGAGAUCUCAACAGAGCUCCCAGCUACAUACUUACAGACCCAUAACAACGCCACCAUCGUCAUGGAUACAGAUGCUGCUGUCUACUUAACAAGAAUCACACAGCCAUGGACAGUUAGCGAUGUCGAAUGGACAGAGGACCUCAAGGUUAAGGCCAUUGUUUGGCUUGCCGAGAAGCUCCACAAGCCACUCCUCGCUCUCACAGACGAUGACUACAAUAACAACGGCCUUGCCGCUAUUAUUGCUGAUAAGUCCGCUUACGAGGUCAACAACUGCGUCUUCGCCAAGAUCCAGUCCACAAUCACAAACACACCAACAAACGGUCAGAAGAAGAAGAUCAUCAUCUUCUCACCACAUCCAGAUGACGAUGUUAUCUCAAUGGGUGGCAUGUUCGACAGACUUGUUGAGCAGGGCAACGAAGUUCACGUCGCUUACGAGACAUCCGGCAACUACGCUGUUGCUGACACAGAAGCUCUCAGAUACUGCGAAGUCUUCAAGGCUCUUGGCUUAACAAACGACAAGAAGCUCGACGAGAUGAUCCACUUCCUCAAGACAAGAAAGCCAACAGAGAAGGAUUCAAUGGAUGUCCGCGGCCUUAAGACAAGAAUCAGAAAGUACGAGUCAAUCGGUGCUACAAGAUUCCUCGGCGUUCCAGAUGAGAGAGUCCACCACCUUAACUUACCAUUCUACGAAUCCGGUGGCGAGAAGAAGCUCCCAAUCGGCGAGGCUGACUACAAGAUCAUCAUGGAUCUCAUCGAGUCUGUCAAGCCAGACCUCAUCUUCGCUGCUGGCGACUUCGCUGAUCCACACGGCACACACAAGGUCUGCUUCGAUGGCGUCAACGAGUCCCUCCACAGACUGAAGAACCAGCCAUGGAUGAAGGAUGUCACACUCUGGCUCUACCGUGGUGCUUGGAUGGAAUACAACAUGGAAGAGAUCGAAAUGGCUAUCCCAAUGACACAGGAACAGGUCAUGAGAAAGAGAAAGGCUAUCUUCUUCCACCAGUCCCAGAAGGAUGGCGCUCCAUUCCUUGGCGAUGACCCAAGAGAAUUCUGGCAGCGCGCUGAGGCUAGAAACAGAGCUACAGCUGAACGCUUCAGAAACCUCGGAUUCCCAAAAUACCAGGCCAUCGAGGCUUUCAGAAGAUACCCAUUCUAA